Molecule: messenger RNA, 1094 nt
Organism: Harpia harpyja (harpy eagle)
Lineage: Eukaryota; Metazoa; Chordata; Aves; Accipitriformes; Accipitridae
Gene: CST7
Product: cystatin F
Exons: 5
Coding region: 250-840 (196 amino acids)
Biological process (GO): immune response; negative regulation of microglial cell activation; positive regulation of myelination
Cellular component (GO): Golgi apparatus; lysosome; endoplasmic reticulum
Molecular function (GO): cysteine-type endopeptidase inhibitor activity
Source: RefSeq, a predicted model, not a curated record
GGAAGCAAGACACUGGGCCCCAUCUUCUCCGUCAGGCUUCUCCCCAUGCAGACACCCCUAUACAAGUCAAGAACCACAUCCCCAGGGCUCACAGCCCAUUUCUCAGGGAUUAAAUUUCCCCGUGAAUCUUAAAGCACAUGACCGUUGCUCUCCUCACCCCCACACCACUUCGCGGUGUCACACCACACGUAUCUGCCCAUGCUUCUGCACAACCCCUGAGGAUCACGAAGCAAAAGUCCCUCCGGUCUGAUGCACGACCGGUGCUGCUAUCACCAAGCCAGAGCUUUGUGGCUGGACUUUGAGCCAAUAAGAGCACUCAAAGAGGCACAUCUUCCCUCGCAGGAAGCAGGGCGGUCGCUCCUUUUGCUGGCGGGCUCCUCUUCUGAAGCGGUGGAGAUGGCAGUGAACUUCGCCUGCAGCUUCGCCACACUUUGCUGUUUAGCACUCUGGAGCUUCACCGGGACUUCAGGCGCUACGUAUGUCCCACCACCUCAUUCGACCAUGAAACCUGGCUCCCCGGUCCCAAUGGACACCGACAACCCUGGUGUUCGCAAGGCAGCUCGCUUUGGGGUUUACAGAUACAACAACAGUUCCAAUGACCUCUUUCUGUUUAAGGAAUCGCAAAUAAACAAAGCCAUGGUACAGAUUGUCAGAGGGCUGAAAUACAUGCUCCACGUGGAAAUUGGACGCACCGUGUGUGAGAAGAGGGAGCACUCCAGCCUCGACAGCUGUCACUUCCAGAGGAAAAAAAACCUGCAACAGAUGCUGAGAUGCUAUUUUGAGGUCUGGAUAACGCCUUGGUUACAUAAAGCAUAUGUCCCCGUUGCUCGCUGUCACUGAGUCACCUUUCCCCAUGAGAGCCUGACUUACAAGGGAUCUACCACCACGAGUUUUUGCUUGCCUGGACUGUUGAGGCCAAAACUGAAGUGGAGAACGGCUGUACAGAAUUGCCACAGAGCUUUUCUCUCAAAGCACACGGUUGUUUUCCUCCCUGAGAAAGAUGCUCAAAAGUGACAAAGAAAAGAGCUGCCUCAACUGAAUUUAUUGCUAGCCAGUUGUGUAUCUGUUUUUCCAAAACUAAACUGCAGAUGAGA